UGGUUAAAACCAACAUGAUGCAGCACAUAAAACAUCACUGUGUGGCUCGCAAAACAGAAUGCCCAGACAUUCCCACGGUGCUGGCAGAGAGCCGGACGCUCCUGAGUGACGGCCAAGAAGAAAAUACUGGGUAUCACAAGGACAUAUUGUCUCGUAUGCACGACGAUGCAGUUACGAAGACCAUAAAGAACGAUGAACUCCUGAAGAAGUGGGGUGCCAACUUGCACGCGAAACUUGGAAGGUCGGGUUUUGCGCAGAUAAGCCAGCGCCUAAGGAUGAUGGGCGAAGUUGUCCAAGCAGCCGGAAAGAGCAUGCAAGAGCUGAUCAAUGGCGAAGGAUUUGAUACGGUUGUAAGUGCCACCAAAUCCGUCUGUGGGUUUGAGCAGGACAAGCUAAACGCCCACACGGGGCUGCCCACAUACAAAACUCCUUCAAAGGCCAUGCGGAUUGGAGGCGAACUACGACAGCUGGCUGCUCUCAAGAAGGGCAUUGCGCUGAUCAAGAAAGAAGAAAGCGAAGUGAAAGAUGCUGAGGCGUUCUUGUAUCACGUGGACCAAUUCUGGAAUGUGAAGAUCAGCAGCGUAGCGCUGAAGAACCGCGAGUCGAACAAGUAUGACAAGAAAGACAUGCUGCCCUUUACCAGCGAUUUGAAGCUUUUCACCGAAAAAAUGAAGGAACGAGUGAAAGAAAUGACAGAAAAGGGAAUACAUGGCAUGACAGACUAUGCAAGGCUGAGCAAAGCGGUUCUCGCCCGUUUGCUAGUAUUCAACAAACGCCGUCCUAAGGAGCUUAGCAGCAUCCUGCUGCAAUCAUGGAUCAACCGAGAGAUGUACAAACAAGAGACGGUAGAAGAAGUGAACAAGUCAAUGGGUGAAACAGAAAAGAAGUUGUUCAACGAGCUCGACGUCGUCAUGUCCCGCGGCAAGUGCGGGAACAAGGUCCCCACCCUGAUACCGAGCGACUGCGCGGCUCCGCUGCAGCUACUGGUAGACAACCGGGAGACGUACAUUGACAAGGAUAACAAGUAUCUGUUCGCAAACCCUCUGGCGAGGACUACAGGACACUACAACGCAGGCGUGGUGCUUAAAGAGCAGUUGUCGGACAUGGCACUAAACAGGGCAGAUCUCUUCCAUGCAACAAAACUACGGAAAUAUUGUGCUACAACGUCCCAGAUUCUAGAGAUGGUGAAUUCGAUAUGGAGGUGCUCACCCGGCACAUGGGACAUGACAAAGACGUGCAUCGUGGGUACUACAGACUGUCAGACGCUACUCACGAACUGACGCGUGCCUCCAUCCUGAUGAUGAAGCUGGACGAAGGAUGCCUCUCAAAAUAUAGCGGACGGAGCCUGGAGGAGAUGCUCACUGAAGAGGACUUCGACGAGCCAGGCUCUGAAAAUGAGGGCGGUCCGGCUGAUGAUCGCCAAGAGGACGAUGAAGGAGGCCAUGAACAGCGGAAGAAGGACCGCAAAAAAAAAAGCGAUAUGUAAAGUGGUCUGUGCCCGAAGUGCAGAGACUGCGGGCGAUACUGAAAGCCCGCGGUGGGCGGGUACCCAGUAUGGAUGACCUCAGAGACCUGUACAAGAGGGAGCCGUUCAACGGCCAUAAUCUGAAUGACAUAAGAUGCAAGAUGUACAAACUUAAACAGAAGGCAGAGUGAGCUGCUGGAGCGGCCGGGCCGGGCUGUUCUGGGUUGGGUCCGGACGGGACUUGGGGACCGGCGCCGCCCGCGGCGUCAAAUACAUGUGUCUGCCCGCGCCCCGAUGCCGCCCGCGGCGACAAUACAUGUGUCUGCCCGCGCCCCGAUGCCGCCCGCGGCGACAAUACAUGUGCCUGCCCGCGCCCCGAUGCCGCCCGCGACGUCAGCAGUGCUCUCUGUGGCAGCCAGUGAACAGCCGCCACAUGGCCUAUGUCAGGAUCGCUCGAGGCGCUGCAGUAGGUCCUGCUGGCCGUGUCCGGUGUUUGGUUGUCAAGCUCUGAAGCACCGUUUUUGUUGAGUUUGGUUAUCAAGCUCAGAAGUCAGAGGCACCGUUUUUGCUGCGUGAUACCGAUGGCACGGACGCAUGUACCAUGUUCGGUUGUGUCUCGUGUGCCUGGUGUAAGUCUAGUGAUUGUGUUGAUCCGAUCGAGUCUGUGCUAGGGUCCAGUGGCAGCGCCCGAUGCCGUCGGUCCAUGUGUGGUCGGCAAAGGGUGGCCAGCGGCCUAGCGUACGUCGGAGUCGUGAGCGUCAAGAUGGCGUGUGAAGUGUGUAUGGGUUGUUGUGUAUCUCGAUAACGUGUUUCCUCAUAAUGGUUUCGAUGCUGUAAGUUCUCGUAAGUCCGUUGUCAUCAGUUGUUCUCUGGUGUCCGUCCUUCCCUGUUCGGCACUGGCAGCGGUGCCCGGUGAUAGGGCUGAAUCGGGCCGGGGGCUGGGCUGUGCUGGGUUGGGUCCGGAUGGGACUCGCGGCCCGGAGCCGCCCGCGGCGUCAGUAAGUACAUACAUUGAGUUUUACAUUGAGACAGAAGCACCGUUUUUGUUGAGUGACACCGAUGGCACGGACUUGAGUACCAUGAUCCGUUGUGUGUUGUGUGCCUGGUGUAAGAUUGUGUUGAUCCGAUCGAGUCUGUGCUAGGGUCCAGUGGCAGCGCCCGAUGCCGUCGGUCCAUGUGUGGUCGGCAAAGGGUGGCCAGUCCGGCAGCUGCAUUUUUGUGUCCUUAUUGAAAUACACUGUCAGUCGUCAGAAAA
Molecule: messenger RNA, 2720 nt
Organism: Amphibalanus amphitrite
Lineage: Eukaryota; Metazoa; Arthropoda; Thecostraca; Balanomorpha; Balanidae
Exons: 6
Coding region: 15-1280 (421 amino acids)
Source: RefSeq, a predicted model, not a curated record